Molecule: messenger RNA, 2628 nt
Organism: Ceraceosorus guamensis
Lineage: Eukaryota; Fungi; Basidiomycota; Exobasidiomycetes; Ceraceosorales; Ceraceosoraceae
Exons: 1
Coding region: 1-2628 (875 amino acids)
Source: RefSeq, a predicted model, not a curated record
AUGCUCAUUAGGAACGGUUGUGCUGCGACUGCAUUCCCUCCCAAGCUCGGCUCUUUGAGCAGCCCUCGGCCACUGUCUGCAAUAGACAUGUCAUCCACUUGCGGAGACCGCGUGUCAGAGCCAAGCACCAUCAGCGGUGCAAUGCCGACGGUCUCUGAAGAUGCUGGAAGUGCUACGGAGACAGAGCGUACACCGACACCUCAUUGGCGAUCAAAAUUCGAGCAAUCACCUGUGGCGCACCAACGUCAAGCUUCUCGUAUCACAGUACAACUCCACAGACGAGGUCAAAGCGACGUCGGCGUGACGUCGAAGUCUCAGCUUGCGGGCGACGGUGAUAUUCAGAACCGCAAGCAUGAAUUGCCAAGAGGUCCGACUCAAAGCACUGAUGGAGAGUGCAUGGAGGUGCUGAUCAUGGGCAGCCUCCAAGCAGCGGGACCAACUCACCCUUCAGAGCGCACUUCUCGCUCUCGACCUCGCGCCAGCACGUUCAGCAUUCCUAGUUUCCACCCGUCUGUCGCAGAUCCUGCGCCAGAGCGAGAACUUGCCAGCGAGCACCGCAACCGACGUCGCAGCAAAGUCCUCUUUCAACAAAAGCUUGUUGCUCGACACGCACGCAGCGCGUCAAGAAGUGAGACGGGUGAAGUGGUCCACACUGCUUCGUCGCGACCUCGGCGGAGAACGAAGAAGCCCUUACCAUUGGAGCGCCCAGCCGUACCAGCACGUCGAGCAUCGAAGAGCAACGUGCUUGACACUGCUGAAGUCAGGCUCCACAAAGAUCAGCUUCAGCUUGAGUGGGAAGAUCACACGCUAGCUACCGCCAAGCUGUUCAUCGACUGUGGUUACGGCACGCUUUCGGCCCCAUCUAACCUCCACGAAGCUGGCAUGCGAUGGCCGAGCGUCGCUGGACAAGGUGCUCCAGCAUGCUGGAGCGCGAGAAGUACAGGACUGGCGACGCCCAUGUCACGCAUCACCUCGGAAUUUGCAGAAGAGGUAGAGGCGUGGAGCAGCUCGGAUGAAGAGGGGCAUAGCCAAGACCAACGCAGUCGACGUCAGCUGGAGGCUUUCAGCACUCCUCUGUCUAGUCCGCGCACCGCUUUUGACUUCAGCGCUGUCCACCAGGCUCAGGGUAGAAGCCGCGCUGCCCUUCGUAAAUUGCCGCCGUCUUCAUCCGCGACUCUAUACGAGCGAAGGCCUCUACCUCUGCCGCCUGUGUCUGGGUGCGAUGGAUCUGCACUCAUCCCACACUGCACGAGUGAUCUUCUGGAAGUAGGCAAGGAGAGCUCACUUCUUCUCCACCUUGGGCAAAGGAGCACGUGUCAAGAUCUGAUGUCACGAGCCGUUGACCAAGCGGCUGCUCAGAACAUGCUGCGAGUCCGCAGUAGCUCUAGCGUAUCUUCCAACUAUAGCGAAUCAACCUGCGCUUCCAGCUUGAUGUGUAUUCCUGGGGACGAGGUGACGGUAGCGAGGGAAGGCCUAUCGGACUGGUCAUCACCAGCCAGCUCUCUUCCAUCUCUAUACUCACCUGAUGCCUCGCCAAGCAGCUUCAGGGGACGCGAUCUACCUCCCGUGCUCACUAUCAGCCCCGGGGACUGUGCCGACCUCAACAGAACUAGCCUUCAACGGGACUUCUUCGCUGCGCCGGGCAAACACCGUAAGACGUCGGACCAUAACUCAGGCACAGCAGCCCGGCACCUCACCGCCUCACGAGAAGGCGAGAGCAGGCUGGGACCUCACACCCCAGUGCGCGCCGGUAGUCUGCACAGACCAGCACCACAAUCCUGGAACCCUAGCGCCACACUGCUCGGUGCAUGGCUGAGUGACAGUGAUGAUGCCUCGAAGCCCCGCUUCAUCGACCCAUUCUCGGCGGGGCGCGAGCCUCUCAAACACGAGCCAAUGCCGGUGGUGCCUCCCAAAGGCUCUGCCAUGUUGCGACUACAUUCUACCCCAGUCACGGGCACUGGCCCCGCGGCAGGAUUUGGAGAUUCGCGCUCGCUCGCUGCUUUCGUCGCCGAUGCUGAGCAGAGCGCAGCAAGGAGCCAGUCGACCCCAGACGCUGCGCCCACCAAGACGGGCUCCACCUUCUUUCGCCGCUUCGAGCGUGCACCUCGAAGCGCAGCACCUCUACGUGCCCGAGCGUCGGAUGCGUCAAUUGAUAUCUCUCGGAGACACUGCGAUUCGGUCAUAUCAAAUCAUCCUGUGUCGAGGUCAUCGAGCCCCUAUCUUCAGCCAUCUGCGGCGGCUUCGCAAUCGCGGCUAGGAGCCAAAAGCUUCGGGCGUAGCAGCUUCUCACGUCUCCGAACAUCUGGUACCGCUGGUCUUGCUGCACUCGCAUCAGUUAUGGACAAGAACCCGGGUGAAACAAGAUCGGCCGGCCGAGCACCAGACGAUAGUGGGUAUAUCACCGACUCCCAGAAUCGAGAGCCGGCAGCUGCCAAAUCAAGUCAUAGUCUAUUAUCAGUUGCUGGAGAGCCAAGCAGUCUCCGACUUGGAGUGAGCCGAUCGGGAUCUCGACUUGGCCUCACGAACUUAGGCUGGUCGCGAGAUCGCAAAGACUCUAGCAGGACAUGUGUCGACCAAGACCCAACGCGCUCCCGCACACCUAGCAUAUCACGUGCGCUUUGGGCUUGA